CGCAUUUGUUAAAAGAAACCGAAGCGACUUUUGAGCGGGCAGAGCCAAGACGAGUGCUCUCAAGUGCGCACAUCGAGCACGGCAAAUAUCGGCAAGUGUUUAAAAAAGUUGUGAAAUCAAUCAAGAGCUUUCAAAAGCACAAUGGGGUCGUUUACGGUGGUGAGUUGGUUACUCGCCACUGUUUUGGUCAUCGCCUCAGCAUCAGCCGUCACUGAUGAUCCAAUCGCGUCUAGUGAACUGGAGAACGUGAUCAAAAGUGACGAGCUCGCUCUGUCCCUGAAACACAUAAAAGCUAAGAAACGACAUCGUGGAACGGAAACCCUUCUUGCGGUUGACUUCGAUCAUGAAAACCACAAUAGGUUUGCCAUCCUGUUGGAUCGUCAUCAUAAACGAGUCAUCAUUGAAACCGUUGAAGACAACAGACCCAGGGCGCAGCAUUUCACUGUUGAUACGUUGAAUGAUGAUACUGUGAUUAAAUCACUUCUAUUGGCUAUCAAUCAGGAUAAACCAGACGCCAGUGCCACUUUAGUUCUUGAUUGUAUCAACUAUGGACGUGUGGCUAUGCCGAAAACUAUGCGUGAGAUGUAUAUUCAAAUGGAGAAUCCACAUCUCACCCUUCUUCGUGAGAAGAAGUAUCCAGUCGAGAUUGAAGGUAGUGAUGGUUUACGUAAACUUCUUAUCCGUAACAACUGUCCAACGGUUCCAUCAUCAAAACAUCUUUUCAAAAGCUUUCCACAAUUUGAUGAUUUUGGUGAUCAUGAUCCUAAUGUACAGGGAUACGAACCUGACAGGGGUGAUAUUCCAUCUUUACACACUCCUGAUGAAGGUGCCAUUUUGAAGGCUUUAAACGACUUGAUUCAAACCGUUAAUCAACUCAAUCGUAUAGUUAAUGACCAACACAAUACUAUUGAUAACAUGCGAAGAACACUUGAAGACUGUGAAGUGUGCAAACCCCGCCCACCAGAGAUCAUUCGUCCCUCGUGUGCGACCCAUCCACCAACUUGUUUUCCAGGGGUGCAAUGCCACGACACAGGCACUGGUCCAACUUGUGGACCUUGCCCUCGAGGAUACAUUGGUAAUGGUUACGUUUGUCAACCUGGUAAGAUGUGUGCAGAUCGUCCUUGCUAUCCUGGAGUUUCCUGCGAGGAUACCCCCCAUGGAGCACGCUGCGGACCUUGCCCACAUGGAUACGACGGCAAUGGUGAACAGUGCCGUAAACGGUCCGGCUGCGAGUACAGCCCAUGUCAUCCGGGUGUACGAUGUAUUCCAACCGAUGUGCCGCCAUUUUAUUACUGCGAAGGUUGUCCAGCAGGGUCAACCGGAAACGGCACUGCUUGCUAUGACAUCGAUGAAUGUGACUUGGCCAGACCAUGUGAUCCAAUGGUAGAAUGUACUAAUCUCCGACCUGGAUAUCGUUGUGGUCCAUGUCCGCACGGGUUCACCGGAAGUUCAGGAACACAAGGCAUUGGAAUGGAAGAAGCUUCACACAAUCGCCAGCGUUGUUAUGAUAUAGAUGAAUGCCUCGACAACAAUGGUGGUUGUGUCCCGCAUUCUGUUUGUACCAAUGUAGAAGGUUCGCAUAUUUGUGGUGGAUGUGUACAUGGCUAUGUUGGCAAUCAAACCAGUGGUUGCCGCAGAGGAGAAGGUUUAUGCCCGGAUGGCACUCAGUGUCAUAGAAAUGCGGAAUGUGCACAUAUAGGCCAAGGAAGGUAUAGUUGUAAAUGUAAAGUGGGUUGGGCAGGAGAUGGUUCCAUUUGCGCACCGGAUCAAGAUCUGGACGGUUGGCCAGAUUUUGAUCUUCAAUGUUCACAUCCCAGAUGUAGAAAGGAUAAUUGUCCAACUACGCCUAACUCAGGACAAGAGGAUGCCGAUGGAGAUGGGGAAGGUGACGCGUGUGAUCCUGAUGCCGACAAUGACGGUAUCCUAAAUAACCCUGAUAAUUGUCCAUUGGUCUAUAAUCCCAAUCAAGAGGAUACCGAUGAAGGGGGUGGUGACAAAGCUGGUGAUGCAUGUGAUAACUGCCCUACGGUGCCAAAUCUAGAUCAAGAUGAUUUAGAUAAAGAUGGAAUAGGUGAUGCGUGUGAUGAUGACAUUGAUAACGACGGUAUUCUUAACUACAACGAUAAUUGCAAAAGAAAGUCAAAUCCAGAUCAAAGAGAUACCGAUGGUGAUGGAAUUGGUGACGUUUGUGAUAACUGUCCAAAAGUUCACAACCCUCAUCAAGAAGAUUCAGACAACAAUUUAAUUGGUGAUAAGUGUGAUAAUAUAGCUGAUGUUGAUCAUGACGGUAUACCAGAUCAACAUGAUAAUUGUCGCAGAGUACCAAAUAGUGACCAACUAGAUACUGACCAUGAUGGUAAAGGUGAUGCUUGUGACACUGAUGCAGAUGGUGAUGGAAUUGUUAAUCUUUCCGACAACUGUCCACUUGCGGCAAAUCCAUACCAGGAAGACGCAAAUCAGAACGGCGUUGGUGACAUCUGCGAAUCUGAUUGGGAUCUGGAUGAUGUUCCUAAUGACAUUGACAAUUGUCCAAACAACUCACAGAUUUACUCAACAGAUUUUAGCACGUACCAAACGGUGGUUCUUGAUCCCGAAGGUGAUUCUCAAGUUGAUCCUAACUGGGUAAUUUACAAUAAAGGUGCUGAGAUUGUACAAACAAUGAAUAGUGAUCCAGGACUUGCCGUGGGAUAUGACUCCUUCGGAGGUGUUGAUUUUGAAGGUACAUUCUUUAUAGGAACGGAAACAGAUGAUGAUUAUGCUGGUUUUAUCUUUUCUUAUCAAAAUAACCGUAAAUUCUACACGGUAAUGUGGAAAAAGAACCCGCAGACUUAUUGGCAGAGCACACCAUUCCGAGCUGUAGCCGAACCAGGUAUUCAACUAAAAUUAGUUGAUUCCGACACUGGACCAGGUCAACUAUUGCGUAACUCUUUGUGGCACACCGGCAAUACUGAUCGUCAAGUGAAACUACUAUGGAAAGAUCCCAGAAAUGAGGGUUGGAGAGAAAAGACCGCUUAUAGGUGGUUACUACUCCACAGGCCCAAAAUUGGUUUGAUCCGAUUGAGAAUCUUUGAAGGUGAGAAGAUGGUAGCCGACAGUGGAAACAUCUACGAUACUACUCUCAAAGGUGGUCGUCUUGGAGUGUUCUGUUUCUCACAGGAAAUGAUUAUUUGGUCAGAUUUGGUCUACAGGUGUAACGACGAUGUCCCUGAAGCUAUCUACAGAGAGCUCCCCGAAAGACUACGAAAACAAGUGCAUAUCGAUCGCAGGACUGCACAACGCACGUAAAACAAAAUGUUAAUUAAGUUUGAUUACUGAUAAAGUACUAAUUACCUCAAUCGCAUGUAGUAAUGAAACAUAUUUAAUUUAAAAUUUCUAUAGUUACUUGUGUAUCUACUAGUUAAUCAAUUCAAAUUUCGAUGAUGAUUGUGUAUUUAUUAACCAAUUAAUAAGACUUGCUCAUAGGUUCAUAAAUUGUAUACGUAAUUGUUUGGCUAUUGAUUAAUUAUUAAUUAAUUGUAUAAAUAAAUAAAGCGCAUUUAGAUUUA
Messenger RNA from Dalotia coriaria, 3545 nucleotides. It is a transcript of the gene Tsp, whose product is annotated as Thrombospondin. The record is from RefSeq and is a predicted model, not a curated record. NCBI's taxonomy places the organism in Eukaryota, Metazoa, Arthropoda, Insecta, Coleoptera, Staphylinidae. Gene Ontology annotation, cellular component: extracellular region. Gene Ontology annotation, biological process: cell adhesion. Bases 142 to 3285 code for a protein of 1047 amino acids. The transcript is spliced from 8 exons. Gene Ontology annotation, molecular function: calcium ion binding.